Canariomyces notabilis is the source of this 339-nucleotide messenger RNA. Its product is annotated as HET-domain-containing protein. The transcript has a single exon. NCBI's taxonomy places the organism in Eukaryota, Fungi, Ascomycota, Sordariomycetes, Sordariales, Chaetomiaceae. The record is from RefSeq and is a predicted model, not a curated record. The annotation marks the transcript as partial.
CGACAUCCGGUCUUAACUAUACUUCCCGGGAAAAUGUCGGAUGGCAUCGUCUGCAAGUUGCGAAACGUCUCACUUGCCGAUCGCCCACAGUACGAAGCCUUGUCGUAUGUCUGGGGAGAUGGGAAACCCGAAAAAGUCAUCUCGGUGAAUGGGCAGAAGUUCAAGAUCACCGCCAACCUCGAAGCAGCCCUGCGACGUUUACGCCGUGAACGGAAGUCGCGCACUAUGUGGAUCGAUACCAUCUGCAUUGACCAGGACAAUUUGAACGAGAAAAGCCACCAGGUCCAAAAGAUGUGGAAGGUUUAUUCAAAGGCAUCGUCCGUCGUCGCAUGGCUAGGC